Molecule: messenger RNA, 774 nt
Organism: Anastrepha obliqua
Lineage: Eukaryota; Metazoa; Arthropoda; Insecta; Diptera; Tephritidae
Product: endocuticle structural protein SgAbd-6-like
Exons: 2
Coding region: 84-488 (134 amino acids)
Cellular component (GO): chitin-based extracellular matrix
Molecular function (GO): structural constituent of chitin-based larval cuticle
Source: RefSeq, a predicted model, not a curated record
AUCAAAGUUUUUUCUUUUUCGCACUCUCGCUUUUAUUUCGCAUUUCAAGCUCUUUCUUAACAAAAACACUAAAAAGGCACAAAAUGGUCAAAUUCGUAGUACUUUUCGCUUGUCUCGCCAUUGCUGCUGUCUCAGCUGCACCAGCCGAAGCUGAAACCGAACAUGAAGUUGUUCCAAUCUUAAAAUCGGAAAUCAACAAACAGGAAAAUGGAGCUUACAACUUGCACUACGAAGGUGGAGAUGGCACCAGCCGCAAGGAAGAAGCUAACGUUAUUGAUGAGGGUACUGAAGAGGAAGCGCUCGAAGUAAAGGGCUCCUACAAAUACAUCAACUCCGAAGGUGAGGAGGUGGAGGUAUUCUACACUGCUGGCAAAAAUGGUUUUGUGCCCUAUGGUUCCAUUAUCAACCCAGAAAUUUCAGCCGUUGCUGAAGCUGCCAAGGACUUGCCCAAGGAGGAAGUGGAGGAGCCAAAAAAGAAAUCGCUCUAAAAAUAAAAAACUGGAACACUAUUGAAUCGAAAAUAAAAAACAUGUAAAGGGAGAAAGAAAGAACGGGUGAUGGUUCUAGUACUUAGUCAUUUAAGUGAUAAUGCGAACGGCAAAUUAUUUGAAAAAUUCACACUUUUUGUGCAAGAACUAAAAUAAGUUUAUGCUAUGUGUAUCAAUAAGUAUUAAUAUUAAUGAGAAUGAGUGUAAUUUCUAAGCAUAAGUACUUAAUGUUAUAAUGUAACCCCAAAUUUUUCACGCUGCGACACCCGAAGAAAACGUAAAAUAG